CUUCUUUUGCAUCAAAUGGGAAGGUCUCCUUGCUGCGACGCAACCGGCUUGAAGCGAGGCCCGUGGACACCGGAAGAGGACCAAAAGCUCAUGGCUUACAUUCAAAAACAUGGCCAUGGAAGUUGGCGUUCCUUACCAGAGAAAGCUGGUCUUCAAAGAUGUGGGAAGAGCUGUAGACUGAGAUGGAUUAAUUAUCUCAGACCUGAUAUCAAGAGAGGAAAGUUCAGUUUAGAUGAGCAAAAGACCAUCAUUCAACUUCAUGCUCUUCUAGGCAACAGGUGGUCUGCAAUUGCCUCCCAUCUACCUAAGAGAACAGAUAACGAAAUCAAGAAUUAUUGGAACACACAUAUAAAGAAAGGAUUAGCCAUGAUGGGGAUCGAUCCUGCUACUCAUAAGCCAGUGGUUGCAGUUCUUGGCUCAGGAAAUGGUGAGCCCAAGAAGCUGUCAAACCUUACGCACACGGCUCAAUGGGAGAGUGCUCGACUUGAAGCUGAAGCGAGGCUGGUUAGAGAGUCAUCAAAACUACGACAAAAUUAUCAGCACCCUGCAGCUGGCUUACCAGGCCCUCCCCCCACUCAGCGGGUCAACAAAAUAGCUUCCAGACUUGGCUCCCCACGUUGCCUUGAUAUACUAAAAGCAUGGCAAAGAGUACAACUCAAGUCAAUAGUAAUCGAAAAUAACGGUGGCGAUCAUGGCAGCAAUCUUCAUUCUCCAACAUCUACAUUGAAUUUGCAGAACAUCCCUGCAUCAUCAACCAACUGCAAUAUUGCAUCGUUUCAUUCAAAUGAUGUAAAUGAAGGGUUCGCCACAUUCCAAGAUAUGGAGUUUGAGGCUGGACAGGCAUGGAGCAUGGGAGCUUGUUAUGCAGGAAAUGAUGACUUGAUCAAAGGGUUCUCAAAUUUUCUUUCGAAUAAUUGGGAAAGUGAUCAUUUUGUUCGAUAUCCAAACACGGAUAAGGAUGGUAAUAGUGGAAGCAGUGAUGGAGUUAGUGAAAAUGAUGAUGAGAACAAGAACUAUUUGGAUGAUGUAUUCAAUCUAGUUGACUGUGGACUCAGAUAUACUGACAGCACGUUGCUACAUAAUAACAUAUGUAUGGAGCAUUUGGAGUUAUUUAUUCGGCCAAUAUGCUAGGAGACUCGUAGUUGUCUCAUCUCCAUGAAAAUUAAAAUCGGUUUCUCAAAAAUGGCAUUUUGGGUUUCUUGCUUUCUGCUGCUUCUUCUAUUUCUUUCUUGUUGUGUAGUAUUUUU
Messenger RNA from Theobroma cacao (cacao), 1247 nucleotides. Its product is annotated as transcription factor MYB16-like. The record is from RefSeq and is a predicted model, not a curated record. NCBI's taxonomy places the organism in Eukaryota, Viridiplantae, Streptophyta, Magnoliopsida, Malvales, Malvaceae.